Molecule: messenger RNA, 387 nt
Organism: Aspergillus niger
Lineage: Eukaryota; Fungi; Ascomycota; Eurotiomycetes; Eurotiales; Aspergillaceae
Exons: 1
Coding region: 1-387 (128 amino acids)
Source: RefSeq, a predicted model, not a curated record
AUGCUAUUUACAGAAACGGCUGGGCGUGCCAGCAAACCAAUUCAUCCGAGUCACAGCCCAUGUCCAACACAGCUACCCUUUGCACCUCACGAGGGGGUGAAACGCAACCAACUGAGACAGGGGACAUGCCUCAGGCGUCCUGCAAGUAAUCGCUCCAAGGCACGGCUGACUACGUCUGCCAUGACCCGUUAUCUGCAGGCUCCUCGCGUGUAUCGCCACCGUCCUUGGCCUUCGUUGCUGGACGAAAGUGUAUGUCGUGCAGAAGGCCGCAGGAUGAUGUUUCCGUCUUGUCUAGGAUUACCUGGCAGACUCCUUCAAGCCCGCCUCCUGAGAACGCCAAAAAGAAAAAUUUGCCCUCCAUUACUUGGGUACUCCAAUCGCCGUUAG